Messenger RNA from Symbiodinium necroappetens, 2331 nucleotides. NCBI's taxonomy places the organism in Eukaryota, Dinophyceae, Suessiales, Symbiodiniaceae. The record is from the annotation of a GenBank genome assembly.
AUGACGGUGCAGAGCAACCCUUACCAUGUUGGGAUCUGCAAGACGAGUAACUUCUACAGGCAACUUCGGAAUUUGUUCCAGGAGGACCUGCGGCUGCGCUCCACGGUGCUGCUGGAAUGGGCUGCAGCCGACCUUUUCAGCCGCUUUACUCUCCAGGCCAUCCUGGAGAUUGUCGUUGCCCUUCUGCUCGAGUUCCGCGUAGUCGUGGUCUCCCAAUCCCCCGAGUUGGCCUCCAAGCUGGUGCUCGGCUUGAGCUCGCUUCUGUGGCCUUUCAGUUGGCAGCAUCUGCUUCUCCCGAUCUGCCCGGCAUACCUUCAGGAGGCCAUCAUAGAUGCCCCCGUGCCCUUCAUCUCUGCCCUGCCAGAGGUCACUCCACAGGUGGCGACUGCCAGUGGCACGGCUCCGAACAGGGGCUUGAAAGUUAGCCAUGUGCAGGAUUGGAACGAAGGCGUAGCGGCUGGGGUGGAGUCAGGCUUCCACGACCACGUUUUGGACAGCCCUACGUCUGAUCAGACCACGGGUGGUGCCUACCCCGAGGUGGCACCGCCGGCCUCGUGUUUCGCCCCGCGGCCCCCAGCAGAGCUGCCGUCACGGAGCACUGGUCGUCGUGCACAAGGAGAGCGGGCAACCUGCCAAACGCCGCGGCAGAAGGGUGGCUCCACAAGUUUGCCGCCCGUGCCGUUGACAGCUCGGGAGAGACAUUGGCAGAGCUCAGACCCUGGUGCAAGUGGGAGCAGCGUAUCUUCGGCACGCCGCUCUUUGCCAGAACGCGAUGGCCGGAGCAGCAGCCAGCACGCCCGCACAGUGACAGGUGCUCCAUCGAAGGAGUCGGGCACCAAGUCCGAGCCCAGCCGCAAGCUGGCACAGACCACCAAGCCGCCAAGCCGGGAAACGGCGUCACCGGUCUUCGCCGGCUAUUCCUCCGCCCCCUCGCCCGAGAGCCACGAGAGCGAGAGCCGCGAGGCCAUAAUGGACGUUCUUAGUGACGCAUUGGGCCAGGAGGAGAUGGAGCGCGAGAAGGAGUUGUGGAAUGAGAAGAUGGUGGCGCUGCUGUCUUCCAGCCCCAACCCGCCGGUCACGGCGCCAAGCAGCGACCCAUCGCAGCUGCCGAGCAAUACAGCGGCCACCGACGAAGCUGAGGCGCCCUCGGAGCUGGACAUGGCACCCCCGCCUCUGACUGUGGAGCCGCUGAAGGAUGUCGACCUUGGGGAGAGCGUCAUCGCCCGCGCCAUGCGUGAAGCCGGGAUGGAUCCGGAAUCGACCUCAAUGGUCGAUCUCUUUGCGACUGCCAGCGAUGCUGAUCUGGCCGAGGAAAUCAGCGAGGUGGGCCUCCACGAGCCGUGGGGGCUGGCGCUCCUCCUCCCGGAACUGGGCAGCCCAGAUGGCGCGGAGGAAGAAGGAGCGCUGCAGUUCUGGGAGAGCGACGCCCUGCAGCGAUGUGUAGCCACGGGAUGCAAGGAGUUGGGAGGUAAAGGUACUUUGGGAGCUUCUAAAAACCUGGACCCGCAGAGGCCAAUCGUCGACACAUCUCGCAGAGAUUCGACGCUGGCGGCUCUGUUCAUGCUUUCCGCCAUGAAGGGGGCAGACACCCGGCGGAAGAGUGGCGUGGCAUGUGCUGUCUCCGGGCCCAUCUGGGGGAAUCUUGUGGACUCCGGCGCCUCCCGCAAGUGGCUUCUGCAGGUGGGCGCCGGGCUCUGGGGCCUCUGCACCAUCCAGCUGGCUUUGACUUCGAACUUUGUGAUCAUGAUCGUCCUGCGGGUGCUUAACGGAGCUGCUUUGGCGAUGAUGGUGCCGGUGAUGCAAUCCUUCGUGGCAGACUUGACCACGUCCUCCAACUGUGGGUCGGCGUUCGGCAAGGUCGCCUGCGCUGCGAACGUGGGCCAGGUCUUGGCGUGUCUUAUGGUGACCCCAAUUUCAGAGAGUGUGGUUCACGGGGUCCGCGGCUGGCGACUAUCUUUGGCCUUCGUGGGGGUGCUGAGCCUCUUCUGCGCGCCUCGGCCUAGAGAAGCCUUCAGGCGCUCGAUGGGCGCUCAGCUGCCUGCCGAGAACUCCCGUGCUCUUAAGGUGCUCUUCGUCCGGGUGGCCGUACACGAAGAGCCGACGGUUUGGAAGCCAAGGCAGGUCCCAGAGAUGCCAAAGCGAAGAGAGCCCUUCCUGGUGGCACGGGAGUCCACGUUCCAUGCUUGGCAAAACCUGCUCGUCAUGCGAUUGUUUUCGAAGUGGCCAUCAACCGUGGAAUCGAGCAAGGAGAUUCGGGAUACUUCGCGAGAUUCGCACGAUGGUGCAGUUCAUGAAGAUCCCGACCUUCCGAGUGAGCGGCUGAGAAAGUAG